This is a messenger RNA of Hermetia illucens (black soldier fly), 2342 nucleotides long. Its product is annotated as armadillo-like helical domain-containing protein 3. Lineage: Eukaryota; Metazoa; Arthropoda; Insecta; Diptera; Stratiomyidae. The transcript is spliced from 8 exons. Gene Ontology annotation, biological process: regulation of Golgi organization. Bases 103 to 2136 code for a protein of 677 amino acids. The record is from RefSeq and is a predicted model, not a curated record. Gene Ontology annotation, cellular component: cytosol.
CUAAGUAACCACCAGCUCACGCCGCUUGUCACACUGACGUUCAGAGUUUGACACCUCAGCUUCAAGAAAAGCCUCCAUAUCGCUGGAAUCCAACAACCAGGCAUGACUUCGCGAAAACGAAGUGGUUCCGGUUCGUCGAAGCGUCCCAAAGAGAAGGUCGUCUAUAUUUACGAACUUUUCUUCCGCGGCGAAGAUCCUACAGCGCAAAAUGCCGAAUUCUGGAAUGAAUUCUUCCUGCUGCAGCCGAACGUGGAAAGCUUGGAGAGUGAAAUCAUGAAACUGGGACCGGACCAAUUGCUGACUGUGAAGGGCAACAUCAAUUUGAUAUUUGCCAAGUGCAUGGAGAUGCUCGAUACGGCACAUCCAAAAAGACUCUUCAAUAGCCUUCAGACGCUGUGUGCCUUCUUUCAUGCCGUGUUCAAAAAGUCUGCGGCCGAGCCUAGCUUCGAUGUGAUUCGGACGAUUUUCGAGUUUGAUCAAAUGGACGAGAAGAUGAAGUUGCUGCUGACGCAGUGCAACAAUAUCUUGACGGGUGAAGUAACGGAAAACGUUCGGGCGAUGUGUCUUAAACUGCUCCUGGUCAUCGUCACUGGGACCGACAACGUGAGUCAGAAUGUGCUCCUAGAAUACGUCAUGAUUCACAGCCUUUUCGAUGCGUUCGUGCGCCUGCUGAGUGACUCGACGCUGCGAGUGCAGCAUGGACACGAUGUGGUCAUUUUGCUAACAGUUCUAGUCAAUUACAGGAAACACGAAGCGGCCAACCCCUACAUUGUCCAAUUAUCAUUAGUGGCCGAUGAAUUGGCUCUGAAUGGUUACGGUCAGAUGAUUUCAUCGUCUUUAAUAGACUUUUGCCGUGGAUACAUGCAAAGUUUAUCCAACGUGCAGACGUCGUGGUUCUCAUCGUUGUCGAAUAUUGUCGGAAAUAUGUUCGUGUCCGACGAAGGCUGUGAGCGGGUGCAGCAAAUAAAAGCGAACAACGCCUUACUGCUGGCACUCUAUGAGGCGGUCCACCUGAAUAGAAACUUCAUCACAACCCUCGCACACACACAAGCCGAGUCCAGUGCUCCGCCGUCGCCUAGCAACACAUUGAAUGCUAGCCAGCCGGUACCCGAUCUGGCGGCCGCCCCGAUAAUCGACAUAACGCAAUAUCCUUCGAAUUUGCUCGUAGCCGUCUUUCAAUACUGUUCAAUUGUAAUGCAAGACAACAAGAAUGAAUCGAGCAUCGCCAACUUGAAGCUGUGUUUUUUGAUACUCACCUGCAUAUCGGAGGACCAGUACGCAAAUUCGAUGAUGCACGACAGCAACCUCACGUUCAAAGUGAUGCUGCAUAGGGCCCAGAUGCGGCAUCGGAAAUUGAGUAUCGAUCGGGUGGGCAAGUCGCAGCCAUUGGCCGCCACGCUUUUAGAUUUACUCGUUGAGUUCAUUGUUUCGCAUUUAAUGAAAAAGUUCCCGAUGGAACUGUACUUGCUUUGCAUUGGAGUGAUCCAUCGUAUUUUGUGCUAUCAAAAGCGAUGCAGAGUGCGGUUAAACUACCCGUGGAAAGAGCUAUGGUCGGCACUGAUUGGUCUGCUGCGAUUUUUAGUUACACAGGAACCUAAUUUAGUGAAGAAAUGCAAUAUUUUUUAUCUCUCACUGCAGGUGGUAAAUAUUUUCAACCUAUUUAUUACGUACGGUGAUACUUUUCUGGCAACGACCAACAGUUAUGAUGAGCUUUACUACGAACUCAACCGAGAAGAGAAGGUUUUUAGUGAGAUCCAUGCAAUGGUUCUCCGCUACACAACUAUGACUGAUUGUGAAUACAAAGAUGACGUCUUAAAACUCAUGAGUGCGCUCGUCAAUAUUCUAGCAAUAAUCAAACACUUUCAAAAUAAAAUCAAGGAAUGGCUAGCCGAGCAAGGCCUAUCAACCCCGACUGAAGAUCAAAUUCUUGAAGUGGUGCGCAAAAACUACGACCUAACGCUGAAACUGCAGGACUCCCUAGAUCAGUACGAACGAUAUUCGGAAACGCCUCGACACACAGCCUUCUUCACAUCCAUGGUGCGCGACGUGGUGAUCGACACCCGGAAAAACAUGUACAGCUACGUGCGCGAGGCACACUCGAUUCUACAUGAACAGGAAGUGCUGAUUACGCCAUAGACGUGGAGUGACACAAGAACAACACGCGGAAUCUUUUUAGAACAUAUUUUUAUUUAAUUGUAGAUUAUUAAAAAAAAAAAAAAAUAGAGGAACAAAAAAUCAAAGAGUGGUCUAUAUGAAAUGUGCUGCUUGAGAGAGCAACCUAUUUUUCCGUGUUAUAUUUUUCGUUAAAUAAGAAAAUAUCACACUUUAUUACGAAUUCAAAA